AUGAUGGUAACAGCAUCAAAUCAUACACAACCUCAGUAUUCAACGACAAUAAAUCGAAUACGAAAUUUAGAAGAUCGCAAAUUAUUUGUUGGCAUGUUGAACAAACAAAUGACAGAAGAAAAUGUUCGUACUAUAUUUGAACCAUAUGGCACUAUUGAAGAAUGUACAAUUUUACGUGGACCCAAUGGUGAUAGUAAAGGUUGUGCAUUUGUAAAAUUUGCUACACACAAUGAAGCUCAACAAGCAAUACAAAAUGUUCAUGGCAGUCAAACGUUUCCAGGUGCAUCGUCAUCUAUUGUUGUUAAAUUUGCUGAUACAGAAAAAGAACGUCAAUUAAGACGUAUGCAGCAAUUAGCUGGCCCCCUUGGACUUCUAUCCAAUCCAUUAGUACUUCAACAAAUAGCAGCAAAUUUAAACUAUCAAGGUUAUACACAAAUACAACAACAAACUCUAUUAGCCUCAUCAAAUGGCUCACAUCAAACAACAUAUACAACUAUACCAGUAAUAACAACAUCGGGUCAACCGAUGAGUAAUGGCACUAUGACACCAUCGACUGGUGAUUGUGACAAUAUGGACUUUCCUAGUUAUUCUUUAGUCAAUGCAUCACCUGUUAAUAAUGGUUCAACUACGAUUUAUCAAACAACAGGACCUGGUCCAAAUGGUCAACCUACAGAUUUGUUUUCAUCUGGAAUGCAAUAUUCCACUGUUUGUCCAACGAUUGAUUCAGCAACUGGUUUACAAAUUCAACAAACAGCAACUUAUACAACUUUACCUGCUCAAUAUCCAAUAUAUGCUCCAACAGCGAUUUACUCUCAUUUACCAACUACAACACUCAUUCCAAGUGCAUUAGCAUCGCCAGGAAAAGAAGCUCUACCACAGUUCUUCGGACCAGAGGGUUGCAAUCUUUUCAUCUACCAUUUGCCACAAGAGUUUGGUGAUUCCGAACUUGCAUCAAUGUUUAUGCCAUUCGGCAAUGUUAUAUCGGCCAAGGUCUAUGUUGACCGAGCCACCAAUCAAUCAAAAUGUUUUGGAUUUGUGUCUUAUGAUAAUCCUCAAUGUGCUCAGCAAGCCAUACAAUCAAUGAAUGGAUUUCAAAUUGGUAUGAAACGUUUAAAAGUUCAAUUGAAACGUCCAAAAGAUUUGGCUAAACCAUAUUAA
Molecule: messenger RNA, 1158 nt
Organism: Rotaria socialis
Lineage: Eukaryota; Metazoa; Rotifera; Eurotatoria; Philodinida; Philodinidae
Source: the annotation of a GenBank genome assembly